Pistacia vera is the source of this 2819-nucleotide messenger RNA. Its product is annotated as protein FAR1-RELATED SEQUENCE 5-like. Gene Ontology annotation, molecular function: zinc ion binding. Gene Ontology annotation, biological process: regulation of DNA-templated transcription. The record is from RefSeq and is a predicted model, not a curated record. The transcript has 3 exons. Lineage: Eukaryota; Viridiplantae; Streptophyta; Magnoliopsida; Sapindales; Anacardiaceae. The coding region runs from base 242 to 2557 and encodes 771 amino acids.
AGUCCCCUGAUAUGGUCUGCACAUAUCCCCUCUCAUUCCCCAUUAAAAGACCCAAAACCAAAUCAAAUCAAAUCCUCCAAUUACUAAAUAAAAUUAUGAAUGAACACUCUCCUGUUUCCGCAGAAGCUACUGAAGGAUUACGUGAUUAAUGUUUACGGGUCAGUUGUGCUCUUUUCCUGUAUCCUUUUAUAUAUAUAUAUAUAUAUAUUUAGUUUAAUUUUCUGGGGUUUGAUUAAUUCCAAUGGAGUUGAUGCAAAUGGAGAUGCACACUCUUGGAGAUGAGAGCAUGAACAUGUAUGAUGACAACCUCAUCCCUCAAGAUUCAACCCAUUUCUCUAUCUCCCUCCCUCUGCCUCAACCUCAAACUGACUCUAAUCUCGAACCUUUUGAGGGUAUGCAAUUCGAAUCUGAAGAGGCUGCCAAGGCCUUCUACAACUCUUACGCUCGCCGUGUUGGUUUCAGCACUCGCGUUAGUAUGUCUCGUCGUUCUCGCCGUGAUGGUGCCAUCAUUCAGAGGUCCUUUGUUUGCGCCAAGGAAGGGUUUAGGGUUGAUAAAGAUAAAGAUAAAGACAAAGCUGGAAGUGAUGCCAGGGUGAAGCGUCCUCGUGCUGAGACCCGUGUUGGUUGUAAGGCCAUGUUGGUUGUCAAAAUUCAAGAUUCUGGUAGAUGGAUCGUUUCUUCUUUUGUUAAGGAUCACAACCAUGACUUGGUUCCCCCUGAUAAAGUCCAUUGCCUUCGUUCUCAUCGCCAUGUCUCUGGUUCUGCUAAGUCUUUAAUUGAUACUUUGCAAGGUGCCGGAAUUGGACCAAGUGGGAUCAUGUCUGCUCUCAUUAAAGAAUAUGGUGGAAUCAGCAAUGUUGGCUUCACUGAGCGUGACUGUAGGAAUUACAUGAGGAGCAGUCGGCAGAGGACUCUGGGAGGGGACACCCAACUACUUCUUGACUACUUGCGAAAUAAACAAUCUGAGAACCCUGCAUUUUUCUAUGCUGUUCAGGGUGAUGAAGAUCAGUGCAUGAGCAAUAUCUUCUGGGCUGACCCGAAAGCAAGGACUAACUAUACUUUUUUUGGUGACACUGUUACCUUUGACACAACUUACAGGUCAAACCGUUAUCGCUUGCCCUUUGCACCUUUCACUGGAGUUAACCAUCAUGGACAGCCUAUUUUGUUUGGUUGCGCCCUCUUAAUUAAUGAGUCUGAAGCAUCCUUUGUUUGGUUGUUCAAAACAUGGCUUGAGGCCAUGUCUGGCAGGCCUCCUGUUUCGAUUACCACUGAUCACGAUCGUGUGAUUCGUGUGGCUGUUACCCAGGUUUUUCCUCAGACUCGUCACCGCUUCUGCAAGUGGCACAUCUUUAAAGAAUGCCAAGAGAAGUUUUCUCAUGUGCUUUUAGAACAUCCUAAUUUUGAAGCGGAGCUCCACAAAUGUGUCAAUUUUACGGAGUCAGUUGAAGAGUUUGAAUCUUGUUGGUUGUUGAUGAUAGAUAGAUAUGAUCUUAGGGAAAAUGAGUGGUUAGAAGCAAUUUAUGCUGAUAGGCGGCAGUGGGUUCCGGUGUAUGUGAGGGACACAUUCUUUGCUGAAAUAUCUAUAACUCAACGCAGUGAUAGUAUAAACUCUUAUUUUGAUGGAUAUGUCAAUGCAUCAACAACCCUUCAGCUGUUUGUUAAGCAGUAUGAGAAGGCUCUGGAAAGUCGUUAUGAGAAAGAAGUCAAGGCAGACUAUGAUACCAUAAACACUGCCCCGGUUUUGAAAACACCAUCCCCCAUGGAGAAACAGGCAGCUGAGCUUUACACAAGGAAAUUGUUUAUGAAAUUUCAGGAGGAGUUGGUUGAGACAUUAACUUUCUCAACAAAAGUUGAGGACGAAGGUGAAAUCACCACAUAUCAGGUUGCUAAAUUUGGGGAGAGUCACAAAUCUUAUAAUGUUAAUUUUAGUGUUCGAGAAAUGAAAGCAUCUUGCAGUUGCCAGAUGUUUGAAUUUUCUGGCCUCCUAUGUAGGCACAUAUUAACAGUUUUUAGGGUCACAAAUGUUCUUACUCUGCCCUCCCAAUAUGUUAUGAGACGAUGGACAAGAAAUGCCAAGAGUGGUCUGGUAUUGGAGGAUCGUACCAGUGAUUUGCUGAAUAGUUCAAAGGAAUCCCUUACAGUUAGAUACGAUAAUCUUCGUCAUGAGGCCUUUAAGCUAGUUGAUGAUGGACUUAAAUCUCUAGAUAUUUACAAUGUGGCAAUGGGUGCCCUGCAGGAUGCUUCAAGUAAAGUUGCACUUGCUAAGAAGAAUGGUGGGAGAAUCGCCGUUUCGAAUAGAACUAGCAGAGAAGACCAUCAGUUUCAGGGAAGUCAAACAAAUAUUACCACUUGGGAUCAUCAACGGGGUCUAGAGCAACCUGCCUCAGCUGAUGACCAAGAUAGAAAAAUCCAAAAAUUAUCCCGUCAGCUUGAGCGUGCACGAAGGAAAUGUGAAUUGUAUCGAGCUAACUUGCUUUCAGUUUUGAAAGAUAUUGAGGAGCAGAAACUGCAGCUGUCUGUUAAAGUUCAAAGCAUCAAACUUGGGAUGAAAGAUUGAGAUCUAGUGAUGCUUUCCCUCUUUUGCUUCAUCAGCAGUGAGAUCAUCGUUUGACACUCCCAAUCUACCCAUUCAGCACGAAAUUAUUUGGAAAUAGGACCUUUGAGGAAUAUGAGCAGUUGCCAUAUCAAUGAAAAGUUGAUGUCUGGCUGAUGUUCAGCAUUUUAAGAUUCGUUUGGUUGCAGGAAAAUUUACAGUAAAUUGUGUAGAGAUGACCAUAUUCAGUUUAAAGCUUCUGGAGCUCAACUUCAUUGCAUUAACU